Yamadazyma jaroonii is the source of this 840-nucleotide messenger RNA. Lineage: Eukaryota; Fungi; Ascomycota; Pichiomycetes; Serinales; Debaryomycetaceae. The record is from the annotation of a GenBank genome assembly.
AUGAAGACUGAACUAGAGAAGCACUUAUUAACGCGGAGUUAUGACGAUCAAGAGAGGAUAGAAGAACUUUUGGAGACAAGGUACUCCUUAACCGGAUCCCAAAGACCUACAUUGGUUCUUUUGCCUACGGGACACGAUGAAACACCAAAAACAAAGUCAUUAUUACAUAGAGAUGAUACUAUUGAUGAUGAACAAUUCAAUAAACGUAAGAUUAACACCCGAUUAGAGGUACGAGAGUUUUUGAAAUCCACAAUUAAUAGUCAGAAGAAAGUGAUAAAGAAGGUUCAGGAACAUAAAAGAUCAAAAAACCCAGGGGAUAGUGCCGGAAAACCUUUUAAUGUGGUAAAAGUUUUAAACCAUUAUAAGAUCCCAUUAUUCGAAGAUUUCAUGCCCAUGAGAAGUCUAUGGGAAAAGUAUGCACAGAAUUUAGUAUUCCCUGAUGUCAAAAGUCCUGAAAGUAAAAUCCCUGCAAAGCAAGCUAUGCUUUCGAAAUUGGCCAGUGCCGAAUAUACGGGAUGUUUCAUGAGAGUGUUGGAGUCCAGGAAUAAGAAUUUCGUAGGUGUAGAAGGAAUAGUGGCAUAUGAUACUCAAUAUUCGUUCAUUCUAUGUCUCCCUCGAGAUGAAGAUCCAGACGCUCCACCCUCUAAACAAGUAGGUGGGUUGAGGAUCAUUCCUAAGAGGUAUACGUUAUUCUCAUUCGAUAUACCGUUACCUAACACCACAGAGCUGAAGGAACAUACAUAUGUCUCCUUCACUCUCAUUGGGUCUAGGAUCGAAUACCGUUCGGUUGACAGAUCUACGAAAAAAUUCAAAAAUCAUAAUGUUGACGAUAUAUUAUAA